ACGAGCUGCCAUUUUGGUGUGCUGAAAACAGUAGCAUGUCAGGGACUCAUCGCUCAACAGACAAUGACGCUCUUGCGUUAUUGGCGCUCAAAUCCGCUCCGUCGAGUCCAUCUCGGGUGGUAUGGAGUCCAGAGAGCAAAGGAACCGCAAUUGCGCGGUUGGAAGGAAGAGAGUUCGAAUAUACGAUGCGACAGCCACGGAUUUCCAUAGGCCGAAAUAGCAGCAAGGGAGAGGUCGAUGUCAAUAUGGGCCUCUCAAGUUUUAUUUCACGAGUGCACUUAGAAGUUUUUUUCGAAUACCCAAAUUUCUUCAUGAAAUGUAUGGGUAAGAACGGAGUAUUUAUCGAUGGAGUUUUUCAAAGGAAAGGAGCACCUCCACUGCAGUUACCUAAAACGUGCGCACUUCGAUUUCCAAGCACUAACAUUCGCAUCCAGUUUCAGUCAUUGGUAGAGGAUGUUGCUCCACCAGCACCAGUUCCUAUAAUUCCCUCACCAAAGAAGAGAGUUCCCACAACUCUAAAAAUUCUUAUUCCAGAACCAGAUGCUGUAGCUAGCAGUCCCUGUAUUUCUCCAACAGGCACAAUAAGUGCUGCAAACUCCUGUCCAACAAGUCCUCGAGCAGGUACUCGGCUGUCAGUCGUUCCAGAUCUGCGAGCUGCAGCAGCAUAUGUUGCUGCACACCCAAGAGAAGAAAAAGAAACUCAACCUAGUGGAGAUGACUCCACCCCUAAAGAUGAUUCUAAGCCACCAUAUUCAUAUGCACAGCUUAUUGUUCAAGCUAUAACCUCAGCAGAUGAUAAACAGUUGACACUGAGUGGCAUAUAUGCAUAUAUCACAAAAAAUUAUCCAUACUACCGAACAGCAGACAAGGGUUGGCAGAAUUCGAUCAGGCACAACUUAUCCCUCAAUAGGUAUUUUGUCAAAGUUCCACGAUCUCAAGAAGAACCAGGAAAAGGAUCUUUCUGGAGAAUUGAUCCUACUUCUGAAUCCAAACUAACUGCUCAGGCCUUUAGAAGGCGCAGACAGCGAGGCGUGCCUUGCUUUCGCACACCUUUUGGUGGUCUUUCUUCCAGGUCUGCACCAUCUUCACCCAGUCAUAUGGCAGGUACAAUAACCCCAGACAGCAUGUCUCGAGAGGGUAGUCCCAUUCCUGAAGCUAGCUCUGAGAUGGAAGUAACUCAGACAAGCUUAGCUCCAACCCCAGUCAUUCCCACCUUGGCUGAGCUGAAGUAUUCCCAGUCAGCUCCUGGCUCUCCAGCUGGCUCCCGAACAAUGUCACCAGUGACAGUGAUGUCUGGUACUGUCCCAGGCGUAGCAAUGCAUCAGUUGCCCUCUGUAGUUGGACAGCCCAAGCAAUACAAUCAGAUUCUUGCCAAUGGCCCAGCUACUGCAAAGAUGGCCAAUGGCACUCACAUAGAAAUUAAAAAGGAGACACUUGAUGCUGCUCAGGGUGUGGUGUCCUUGAGCGGCGCCUCACAGAAGAUUGCCUCUCUGAUGGCCACUGCUAGCCAGAACCAGUUUACAUCCCAGACAGGUGCCCCAGCUCCAGGCACUAUGUUGGUGCGCAGCUUCAUGUCUCCUACAGGUCAACCCCAGUUUGCCUCUGACACCUCAGCCUCAACUACUACCAUUGCAGGAGUUGCCCUGGCUGCAGCGCCACCCCUGGCUUUAGUGACAGGACAGCAAGGAGUGCAGCUUCUCCAGCCUGUGAGCCUAGGCCAGUCAGUACUUGCACAGCAGGUGCCUUUGCAAAGUCAACAGCAUCAGCAUCAAGAAGGGCUUAGUCAUGCAUGGGCCACAGCUGAGCAUGGUGAUCUUAAGCCUCAGGCUCAUAUGCUAACUGUAGGUGGAGCUCAUACCAGUCUCAAGCGUGUGGCAGAGGGAGAUGGAGGAUCAGAGGGCAAGCGUUUGAAGGACGAAUCCUCUGCAGACAUGAAAACAGAAUCUGCUGAAUGAAAAUAUGUUUUGACAGAUGGUUUCUUCAUUUGUCAAGACCGGUGUGAUGGUUGCUGUAGGAGCGUUAUACGAAAACUCUGUUUACUGCACCCUCAUUUCAGGUAUUUGUGGAUAUCUGUAUUUUAAGCAUGAAAAAAACCCUGAAUCUUGGAUUUUUACCAAGUAUGAGAAUGUACUGUAAGUCUGGAUUGUAUCCUAAUGUGGUGUGACCAAGUUAAGUUGCCUUUGAAAGGGAAUGAUGAAGUGUUUCAAGGUUAGUUGGUGCAUGAUAGCAUCAGUUAUGCCUUUGAAAGAUUAAGGAUUAUGCAUUGUUCUUUGCUGUGUUCUUUAUGGAAGGCUCUGUGACAUUGAAGGUUCAGUUUGCUGAUAAAUACUUCAAACUGAAAGAGAACAUUAGACAACUUGUAUCUGAGGAAACUGGCCAGAUGUCUGAAACCCAAGGUUUGCAAGGUAAUUGUGUGGUUUUGUAUUCACUUUCAGCAGGUGAUGUUCAUCUGUAUUUUUAUAACAUCAUCAGAUCAAAUUCAGUUGUAGCAUCUUUCAGUCAAUAUUUGAAUGAUGUCUUUAGUCAAAGGCUGUGUUUUGUGUGUGUCCUUAAGUGCAGGUGUAUACAUGAAGUACGUGUGUGGGCAUGCAUGCUGGCAUGCGAAUAAGUGCUUACAUAGUGAAUAUGAGCAAAGGUACAGAAAGAAAAGUGUAUAUGUGCAGAAAGUAGUUUAGGCAGCAAACCUGGCGAUGACAAAAUUAUAGAAAUAUCAUGUUCACUUACCCAUAAUGUGUUUGAAUGAAGUGCAGUUUAUACGUGACAGGUGUGUCUGUAAGGGGAAAGAAUAGAGUCAAGUGUAUUCUCAAGAAGGUUUUUUUUUUAAUUGCCAGUGGUGCAUUUUCGUCCACCAGUUUUAUGUAACCCAGUUUUUGUACAGCAUCAAGAAUAUUCCCUACUGAAAUUUCAGGACCCGUUUGAUUGUCACAGUAAAUAAUCUGUUCCACUUUUUCUAACUGUCCAUUUUUAUUUGCUUAAUCUGUUUUUCAUUGUUGUUCUUUUAACAAAAUUCAUUUUGAUUUGUGGAUCAUGUGAUUUGGAUGUAGAAACUUCGCUCAACUCUGUUUCAGAAAUGUUAUUAAAUCAGAAAGAAUGUUUAUGAUGUCAUAGAGCACACAAUGAUACGUGAUUCACUGCUUGUCUCAUCACUGUAAUAGCCUAAGGCACAUCAUUAGGUUUGUAAGAUGAUAGUUUUCAUGAACUUUAAAUUCUGGACUUUGAUGAGUUAGAUAACCACAUGAUCGUGGUUAGUAAAGAGAAAAAUCUUGGGGACAGAGUUUCCUCUGUUUUUAUGUGUAAAGUGCUAACUUUUGCAUAUAUGCAGAAGACUGAUUAAUGUGUUUAAUCUAUGAGAUCAAGAAAUUUCUGGUUGGCAAUAUACUUUCAUAUUUUGACCUCAUUAGAUCAGAUAAUGCGAAAUUUUGACUAAUGUUACUAAAGCAUUUAAUGAAAAAUACAUACUUCUUACUUGAAUAAAGGGCCAGGUUAGACCUGUUUUCAAUUGGCUUUCAACUCCAGCACUGAAAAGGUGAGCAGUAAGUGUUCUGCAUUUGUAAAUUCUAUAUUAACAAGGAUUAAGAUCUUUUCAAUCGCAGUGAUUUUAUCAUUUUUGUUGCUGUACUUGUGUUUGAUAAGAGGAUGUGGGAGUGCAAGCAGAUUGAGUCACUGUAGCACAUAGUUGAUUUGUUUUCUUUUAUUGCUAACCUGGAAAGCUUGAGGGGGCAUCUGCUAUAAGUUACAUUUAGUUUAUUUAGGUAAGGUAGGUCCACACAAAAGACAUUGAUUAAUUUAUAUACAUUUGUUAUUUUGUUUUAUAUUGUCUUAAGUCUGACAACUUUUUUGGAGGGUUUGUCUUAGGAAACAUGAGAAGUAUUACAUCUGCACAAAGAAGAAAAGUUUUUUUUUUUGUUUCUGUUUUUUUUGUUUUUUUUUUGUUAAGGAAUUUAUACCUGCUUUUGGCAGACUAAACUGAGGUACAUGUGCAUGUCCAAAUGUUGAACACUAUUAAGCAUACAGUUUACCUGUUAAAAUUAUUUUUAAAAAUGUUCAUUCUUUAUAUGGUGUAAUAAAGUAGAAUUGCAGAUGCUUGUAUUAUAAAAGUUUGUUUUUCUGCUCUUAAUUUCAAUGAUGUCAUAGGUUUUUUGCUAUUGACAGACAAGCUAAAUUAGAAAAAAUGAACACAACAGAAUGAAGGGUUGGAAUUUAAUUGAAUAAUGUAUGUAGAUUUCCACUGUAAAUAUAUGAUAAGUGAAAUGUGUAAUGUGAAGUCAUAUCUAUGUUGGCUUUGCUUUAUUUAAACAAAUACAAAAUAUAUAUGGAACUAUUUGAUUGUUUCCUGUUUAAAAGGAGAACUAUUUAGUUCAAGUACUAUUUUCAAAGCCUCUCAAAACUAUUCAAAUCUUGGGUUAAUACUUUUCUGGGUAAUAGCUAAGGUAUUUUGGGGGAAAGGCAUUUUUAAGUUGACGGUGAGGUGUGCUGUCUUCUAUGUUUACAAACAUUUCAAGUGCAAGUGGGAGAACUUAAGAUUUUAUUUUUAAUGGCUGCAAAGAUCCUUAAACUUUUAUUCAGCAGCCAGCAACCCCCAUCUGUUCCCUUGGUAUUUAUUGUAGUAUGCACAUGAAACUUAAAAUCCUGAAGUAAACAUUUGUAAUAUGCCCCGAAACAUGACCCAUUCCCAAAGUCAUUGAUUUGUGAAGUAGCACAAUGUGUCUUGUAUCAUCCUAUUGUUUGUGUCUGCAUUAGUGCUUUAAAGACAUUUAAUCAUUACAGAAGGGGCCUUUUACCAAAUAAAUGCAGCAGUGUUUAUGUUCACUUGGUAGCCAAGGCAAGGUGUAUUUGCAAGAGUGAAACGUAGAAACAUAGUUAAUAUUUAUCUGGCUGUAAUUGCUCCCCCAAAGAAAUCACUGACAAAUGGUUAAGACAGCGCUGUCAUUUUGCAGCUCUGUUUCUCCUGUUGAGCAAGGUUUUUUAUUUCCCUAAAAUCUGCAUCUGUUGUACAAUGACCAGAGAUCCAUUUAGAGUUUCAAGUGUACCUGAUCUGCUUUCUAGUUUUCAUUUACUAAUCAUGAACAAAAAUAUCAGAUAGUUCUUUAGGCUGUGCACUUACUGCUCCCUUUCUCUUGUAGAAUAAAGGUCAUUAUAGCUUAAGUAGAUAGGUAUGCAAGGAAAGAAUUUAAGGUGUUUGGGAAAGAAUGCUUAGAUAUUGUUUUUCACAAUUGACAACCCUUGAUCCAUGUGUAAUCAGGAAAGGGUGAAUCUCAUCAUUUCCAAAAAUGCCACUGUAUAGAGACUUUGUAUCUGCUUUGAUGGGAAUCAUGCCAUUGUUUUGCCUGAUUUUGUGAGAACUAUGUUUUUUCUGUUCGUAUGAAAUUAGCUGCAUUUAAACAUUUGAUGAUCAUUGUUGUAGUUAUCAACAUAUCUCGCAUUUCUCUUGUAAACAGUGUAUGUCUAUCUCUUGAAAGUUUGACAUGCUGGUUUUUUUUUUUGGUUUUUUUUUAAUCUAAUUCUUCUUCCACCUAUAUAGCAGAAGAUUGUUGUAUUUUCUGUUUCUUAGUUAGAAAUCUGUCCAAUAUCUUACCUUGGCUGUCAGUUAUGUUUAUACAACAAUAUAUACAAUUUCUCAGAAAUACACAGUGCAGGUGAAGACGAGGAUCUCUUAAAUUCACACUGCAGCACAUUUUAAGGUUUCACAUUCUAUUGAUGGCAUCUGUUUACAGGGCUGGACACUUUAUGGUGAUAUAUAGUCUUAGUUGCUGGCUCUGUGUAAAACACUAAUUUCCUCCCCACCCCUCUCACAUUCUAUUGAGGAAAGAUGUGUAAACGGCCUUAAGCAAAGUUCCACAUUAAAAAUAAGAUUUAUUGCAUUAUAUAAAGAGUUGUUGGCUUGUGUUUCAGCUGUAUAGAAAAACAAACUACAUAGUUUAAAAUUUGUGGGAUAAUUCAUCACCAAAACCAUUGUUACUUAAUAAGUCUUUAAGGGAAAUAGCCUUAGGCUGCCUUACUCUCAUGGGCUUAGCUCUCGUCUCAGGCAUUUUGUUCUUUUUCUGCAUGUGGCAUCAGUGAUAUAGCCUUAGUUGCUGGCUUGGUGUAAUACACCAUUGCUUCCCACCUCCCCAUCUGGCUGCCUUAAGGUCUGUUCCACAAGGAGUAGGGAUUGCAUAAAUAAUAAAAACAGUAUUUUGCGGUGCUUCUUUUUGUGCCUUUAGCUAAGGCAUUGGGAAGUUUUCAGUUCGGUGUGUUCAGUUGCAAGCUAUGCUGUAAAGACAAUUCUUCCUUUAAAAACCUCAACAAAAAAUGUGGAGGCUGUGGCAAAAGAAGGAAGUGAAAAACCACCUCAGAAUUUAACAAACCUGAAAAUAAGGUACAUGCUGUUUAAAAAAAAAUUAUUUAAUCUAUCAUCAUAAUUUUGAACAGCUUUAAAGUGAUCAUUUAAUUUUUACAUUAAAAUAUGCAUUUAAAGAUAAGUUUUGUGGUAAGUUGCUUAAAAAUAUAUACUCCUUUUUAUCUUUGUGCAUUGUAAACUACUUGGAGACUCAUUGUAACAUUCCAGGAGUCAUAAGUUUUUGUGAUUUUCUUUCUGCAAACUUCAAAUAUAAAACAUUUGGGUCUGUAUCAUGCCAAAUUGUCAAAAGUAACUUGGGUUGUAUAGAGCUGCCUAAAGAUAUGAUUAUAAUGGCAUACUGUAGCAGCAGAUGUAAAGGUACAGAUUACUCAUGCAGUAAAUUCUUGUACCAACAGUUUAAACUUUAGGCUACUAGUUGCAAAUUCUCUUGCACGAAUCCCCUCAUACCCUUACAUUGUUGCAUUAAAUGAUGUCUGGGUAAAUCAAGGAUGAUUGUGUGAGAUAUAUCUAUAAAUACCUUUUUUUUUUUUUUUUUUUUUUUGUAAAUUUCAUUUCUACAUCUUUGUGAACAUUUUGUUCGCUUUAUGAUAUAAUAAAAAGGGGCAAGAGGAAAAAUGGAAAGCUUCGAAUAUGAAAUUAAUGUUAACACCUGCUGAUGUACAUUGACUUUCAUAAAUGCAGUUUUGUAUAUUUAUACUAUGGUCAUUAUCAACCUCGGGUUGGUCCGAUAGCGCAACGAAUAGCGCCUGUCACUAGUACAGUGAGGAUUGGCUGUCAUGGGUUGAGAUCUCGUCUCGAGCGUGGGCAUUUGUUUACAGGGCUGACUGCUUUGCCGUUAUAUAGCCUUAAUUACUGGCUCGGCGUAAAACGCCUCCCCCUUCCUCAUUAUAAAGUUUAUACAUUACACAUUACAAACUGAAAAAAACAUGCUGGAGGAGCAUUGUAGACGGAGAAAGGUGAUGAUGCACACGUUUUGCUAUUUUGAUUUUUAAGAUUUUUUGUGUAAAAGUUUUUUUCAAAACAAAAAACGUAGAACCAGCUAGAUUAUUUCAUGCGGAUGCCAAGCAAUUGUUUGACAUGAUGCUUCUUUUUUUUCUGCUUUUCUCAGAAUGAGUUCCAGCAUAAUUGUAGAGCAUAGCCCUUAUGCAUCCUCCUUCCCUGGGUCAUCUCAUGACCUCGGUAGCUUGGCAUACAAUGCCAACCGCCCUUAUCCAUUCAACCAUAGAAAGUUUCGGUGAUUAAAAGUUCGGCAUGCACAUCUAAACAGAUUUUCAAGAAAGAUAGAAUGGAAAGGAUGUCUUUAUCAUUAAAUGUGCUUAUAUGCCCUUUAUCACAUUUGAUGGGGACAACAUCACAAAAAUAAAUCACACGGCAUAGAGGUGGGGGCAAGACAUGCUACUUGAUGUCCAAAGCAUGGAUGUGUAUAGGUGGGCUGCUGUCUGUCUGCCAAGACCAACGCUUAGCCUUUUGCAAAGUUCUCCCUUGCUUGUCUCGGCGAACAGUAACAAUGAAUGUGAUUAAACCGGAAGCUUUGUAUACUCCUGCCUCAUUUUAGUAGUAAACUGGAAAAAAAUCGUCUGCCAGCAGUCCAGUAAUACAAGUUCUUGGUCCAAAGUACUAUUGCUUUAUUCGACCUGAAGUUUCAAGUAGCGGUCUUCAUAUUAAUCUGAGCAAGCUUGGAACCAAGUACAGUAUAAAGCUUGAAGGAAUCGAACAACUAAAUGCUGGAGGUGGAGGGGCAAAUCAAACACUAGGCUGGGUACUUGACUGCAAAAUUUUAAAAAUUGUGAUGUGACUGAAGGUUUUUUUUUUUAAGUAUUGGCAUAAUAUUUAUCAGUCUCAGCUGACAACAUUUUUCGUUGAAAAUGCAUGUGAUAAAAGGAGUCGCAUGGAAUGUGAAAAUAAUGCCUUGCUAAAUAUGCCAAAUUUGAAUUCAUCAAUUUUGCGUCUACUUAAGUUUUAAGUUUGCCUCUUAUUUCCGGUCUUCCACCACUUUCCCAGAUCAGCCAGCCUCGACAUCUCUUGUUGCCUCAGGAUAAUUCUUAGUCGAAUUUGUUUACUUAACUGAGAAACUGAUGAGAGUGUGAAUUGAUUACAGUUAAAAAGAAAACGAAACUUGUCAUUUUAAGUCCUGGAAUGGCAGUGAAUCCACUGCAACAAAAAGGGUGUGUUAGAGAAAUGUUAACUGUCAAUAAUUAAACCGUUUUGCACUUAAUGAGGUAUGAGUGGGGGGAGGGGGGAGGCGAGAUGUGCCAACAGAAAAUGUUCUGAAUAAUAUUGGUUUGAGAGUUGGGGGGGGGGUUUGAAGGUGUUUUGUGAGUGAAUAUGAACGGUUUUAAAAGCCAUUAUUAGACAAAUCGCUUUAUUUUCGCGAGUGUUAACUGUGCACACGUGAAAUUUUCCAUUCAUGCAUGCACACACGUCAGUGUUGCCUUUAGUGAUGUUUCUAUACGCUUCUCUAAUAGUCACCAGUGCCAUCUUGUGGCAGCCGUACACUUUUGAAGAGUUUGUUGGUAUGCGGUGAACGUGUGAAGUACAAUUGAACACGGAAUAGUUCGUAAUCGGGAGUAAACAUUCAUGUGUAUAGUAGACACCGUUUUAAGGCAUUUUCAUUGCUGUUGUUAGUGUGCUUUGUUAAAAUGACACUUAUGUCCAUGAAUGUUUGCUUGUAUAAAAGAAUAAACAUUUGGGUUUCAUAACUUGA
Molecule: messenger RNA, 9044 nt
Organism: Pomacea canaliculata
Lineage: Eukaryota; Metazoa; Mollusca; Gastropoda; Architaenioglossa; Ampullariidae
Product: forkhead box protein K1-like
Exons: 8
Coding region: 36-1955 (639 amino acids)
Biological process (GO): regulation of transcription by RNA polymerase II
Molecular function (GO): DNA-binding transcription factor activity, RNA polymerase II-specific; RNA polymerase II cis-regulatory region sequence-specific DNA binding; protein binding
Source: RefSeq, a predicted model, not a curated record